Molecule: messenger RNA, 4053 nt
Organism: Penicilliopsis zonata CBS 506.65
Lineage: Eukaryota; Fungi; Ascomycota; Eurotiomycetes; Eurotiales; Aspergillaceae
Exons: 10
Coding region: 81-3752 (1223 amino acids)
Cellular component (GO): cytoplasm
Molecular function (GO): dipeptidyl-peptidase activity
Source: RefSeq, a predicted model, not a curated record
AAGCUCAUGAGAACGGGGUAGGUAAUUGUCAAUUCCUCAUAGAGUAUCCAAUUUACUCUAGGUCUACCAUUAAGCACUAUAUGAGACUAUAUAGAGCUUGCCUGAGGCGCAUAUCACCGGAACAUCGUUUCAUCACCCUCCGUUGGUUACCCCUCCUCACAGGUCCCCAACAGCUCGUUCGAUUUGGCUCCACGUCUCCAGCAAUCAAACCUGUACCCUUUAGCAACUCGAACGUGUCUUCAGUACUGUUCCAAACAGCAAGGAUGGACGAGAAAAUCAAACAGCACUAUCUUGCCGAUUCGCCUCCGUCUGUUGUAAAGCUGGAAAUCAAGUCGCAUUUCGACAACCUCAAGGAUGGCAAAUCAAGGAAAUACGCCCAUUACAUGAGCAGGGCUGCCUUUGAAGGAACCCGGAUCACUCUCCGCCAGGUUUCGCCUGAAGCCGAACCAAUCUAUGAUUUGAUCCUUGUGUUAUAUCAGGCAUGUGGUGGAGAUUGGAACAGCCUGGCUCAGAAGACCAAUGUUAGCGCUGAGGAUCUUCGUUUCUUUCUCGAAUACGCUGCUCAGUUUCUCGGCAAUUGCGGUAACUAUAAAGGGUUUGGUGAUUCCAAAUUCAUCCCGAGGCUGUCGGAAUCAUCUUUUCAAGCGCUCGCUGCGGCCACGCCAGAGACACAGGCAGCUUAUGAGAAAGCAGCCAAGGCUGGCGGUGGAAUUUACGAAACCAAUGAACAAGCACUCAUGCAUCUGGGAUAUGCCGACAAGGGCCACAUGACUACCUAUUACCCUGAUUCUCCCUCAAUAACCAAGGAUGAAAUCACUGCUGUAGGGGACUUUUUGGGGCAGAAAGAUCUUCCCCUGGAGAACACAAGAUUGAGGAAGACCUCAUCUGGCGACUAUGAGUUGCUCAUUGCUUCCGGAAGCUCGGCACCGUCAAUCCAGGAUCGAGACCUUGGUGAUCAAGACUCAUGGGAGCUGGCGGGGAAAUUGCAAGGGAAGAAACUCCGUCUGGUAUUCGGAGAUUAUGAGAAAGAGAUGGCCAAGAUUGCCUACAAUAUCAAGCAGGCCGAACUCAACGCGGCAAAUGAUAACCAAAAACGGAUGCUUGCAUCUUAUGCCAAAUCUUUUGACACCGGAUCCAUCGAGGCUUUUAAAGAGAGUCAAAGAGUCUGGGUCAAGGAUCAGAAGCCGGUUUUGGAAACAAACCUCGGCUUCGUGGAGACGUACAGAGAUCCUCAUGGGGUGAGAGGGGAAUGGGAAGGCUUUGUGGCUUUGGUCAACAUGGAACGUACUCGUGCCUUUGGGAAACUCGUGGACAGCGCAGAGGGGAUGAUCCCCAAGCUUCCUUGGGGUAGGGAUUACGAAAAGGACAAAUUCCUGAGCCCCGACUUCACGUCUCUGGAAGUUCUGAGCUUCCAAUCCUCCGGCCUCCCUGCAGGCAUUAAUCUUCCCAACUAUGACGAUAUCCGCCAGAACUUGGGCUUCAAGAACGUCUCGCUUGGAAACGUACUGAGCGCCAAGGCUCCUAACGAACCUAUCCCCUUUAUCACCGAGAAAGAUCUUGACGUCUUCCGUCGGUGCCGGGAUGCAGCCUUUGAAGUGCAAGUUGGCAUACAUGAACUCCUGGGACACGGAACUGGCAAGCUCUUGCAGGAAACGAGCCCCGGAGAGUACAAUUUUGAUUUUUCAAACCCACCAAUCAGCCCGGCCACCAACAAGCCUAUCUCAACAUGGUACAAGCCAGGCCAGACCUGGAGCUCUGUGUUCGGUGCCAUUGCUUCUUCGUACGAAGAAUGUCGCGCAGAGUGUGUGGCUAUGGCUCUUGGCUGUGAUUUUGAAAUCCUCCAGAUCUUCGGCUUUGGUGACGGUAAUGAAGAUCUGGCGGGCGAGGCUGGUGAUAUCUUGUUUGCCUUAUACCUUCAGAUGGCCCGAGCUGGCCUUGUCGCAGUCGAGUUCUGGGAUCCAAAGACCCAUAAAUGGGGCCAGGCACACAUGCAGGCACGCUAUAGCAUCCUCCGAACCUUCCUAGAUGCUGGCGACGACUUCGUUCGCCUUGUCCACCAAAAGGAGGAUCUUUCCGACUUGGAAAUCCACCUUGAUCGAACCAAAAUUCUCACUCAUGGGCGUCCCGCAGUAGAGAGAUAUCUGCAGAAGCUCCAUGUCUACAAGAGCACGGCGGACGUCGAUGCCGGACAGGAACUCUAUGAUAAAGUCACUUAUGUGGACGACUGGUGGGGAACCAAAGUCCGUGAGGUUGUCCUCAAGAACAAGGUUCCCCGUAAGCUAUUUGUUCAAGCCAACACAGUCCUAGAGGGCGAUAACUGGUUUUGUGAUUAUAUACUCCGCCCUCUAUAUGCAGCAGCUAUCCUCAAGACAGCCGUGACCCGCUUGCUUGCUACCAGCUUCACCACUCCAACGAGGUUUCUCUUGAGCAGCCAUUUCACCACCUUGUCGAGGCCACGGUACCCUGCUGGCUCGCCUGCCACGGCGCGGCCCCCUCAAAUCGACUCCGAAGCGGAGGCCGAAUCGCAUACAGCAAUCCCUCCGCAUUCUCCAUCCUUCAAAGUGUCCUCAAACUCCUUUACCUCCCGACCUCCGCCCUUUUCGUCGCUCUUUUCAAGCUCUACCCAAGACCCCAAUCACGUCAAAACCGCCGUCACAGUAGCCGAACCCGCUCCUGUCACGUUUGUUCUACCACCGCCGCUCGAAGAAUCGUCCAUUGCGCCUGAUCCUCCGUCGGUUGUUGCGGAGGUCAAGACACACCUUGCAGCAGACAAGAAAGAAAACCUUGGCAAAAAUUCAGACGACUCGGAGCCUCCGCCGCCGUACACAGAAGGAUCCAGCCCGAUCGAAUCGUUCACAUACGUCAUGGCUGCAGCUGGAGGUGCCUCUAGUAUCAUUACGCAGGUACAACAAACGGGGGGGCCGCCUAUAAAUACUCUUGGAGAUAUUAAUGGAGAUGAGCAUAUUACUCUGGAUCUUCGGGGAACCCGAUUCACUUUGUCUCGCGAUGAGCUCCUGACUCUGCCUGAGUUCGUUUUGCUGUCACUCUUCCCCAAUGGUCUUCUCCCAGAUGGGCACAUGGGCGGAUUCCAUGAGGGCGAUGUUUAUCCGAUCGAUUAUGAUCCCACGUCUCUCCAAUAUAUGCUGGACUUCUUCCGUUCUGUUGCCCAGUCGAUACCUACAAGUGCACCGUCUGCGUCCACUGCACCUGGAAUGGACAUGCCUGACUCCAUGCAAGCGUCAGCCCGUGAUAUGCUUCAGGAUCGAGCUGGCAUCAUUGUGCUUCGCGAAGACCUCGAUUUCUACACAAUUCCGCCACGAUCAGAUGUCGGCCAUGUCGAGAUGGUUGCAGUCAAGCGUGCCGCUGGCCGAGCAUUGCUUAAACAAGAUGGCAUAUUUUCCGGGCUGAGAAAAAGUACCGAGGUGGGCUCUACGGAGCAACAUCUCAUUGAGAUGCUGACUGCUGGUGGUUUUGACCGUGAAGAUCAAUGGGGUCACCGUGCUCCAGAACCCAAUAAAGCAGUGAUCUGCAGUCUAGCACUGGCCAAGUUGCGCACUGAUAUCAAAGGAGAUAUAUCCAACAACAAUGUUGUGGGAAUGGCUCAGAAGCUACUUCUCUUCUGGAGAAAGCCAGCUAGGCGGUGCUGGUGGGAGGGGGUCGAGCUGGAAGACAUCGAAGGCGUCGAAGGAAAGCUCAAGGUCUGGGUUCGAAGGGUGUGGACUCUUGAAAUGAGCGUCAUCGGACUUAGGUGAUUUCACAUUAUUUCACCAUGUACUCGUCGUCGAUUUCCAUUUCCCUCAUUGUUUCCGUCUACUUUUCCCGGAUCUAUUUUCUCGAGUUUCGCAUGUCCCCCAUCUCCUAUGCGUAUCCCGUAUCCCGUAUGCAUACCACUUUCUGUACAAUUGUCUCAAACCUCCAUUCUCUUUGCUGCCGAAACGAUGAUAUCCUUCCUUUGAGACUUACUUGGACUGGCGUAUUGGAUCCUCAAACGCGAUGCUGCUGUUGUAAUUUGUUUAUAGUUGGCAACUCUACAGAAAUACAGACAGAUCCCUU